GCCGUGUUGCAGAGCUCGGAGGGUCGUGUUGUAAACGUCAUAAGCCUGUGGCAGCACUGGAGCUGAGCGGAAACCCCUCCCGAAUCCCAACUCAACUCCUCCAACCCCAGUCAAAGAAAAGAGGAAUACCGAGGAAUCAGGAAACACGGACAAAUACCACAAUAUACCAUUACACAGCAGUAACAAUGCAGACCUGAGCAGCACACCUCAUUGAGCGAGAGAGAGACCGCGUGCCUUGCGAGCAAGAUGGGGUUCGGCCGGGACCUGCGCGACUCCCACGACGGUCUGAUGAAGCUGCAGGACUGGGAGCUGAAGCUGCUGGAGACAGUGAAGCGAUUCAUGACCCUACGGGUGAAGAGCGAUAAGGAAUAUGCAUCACUACUGCUAAACAUCAGUCAGCAGGUGGACAAGCAUGACAACUCCUCUCAGAUCCACUACGUCAGUACUGUCUCCAAGUCGUGGACUCAUAUGGUGCAGCAGACGGAGCAAUUGAGCAAGAUCAUGAAGUGCCACGCUGAGGAGCUCAACUCAGGGCCUCUCCACCGGCUCACGAUGAUGAUCAAAGACAAGCAGCAGGUGAAGAAGAGUUACCAAAGCCUCCACCAGCAGAUCGAGUCUGAGAUGCACAAGGUAACCAAAAGCGAUCUUGAGAAGUUGAAAUGCACCUACAGGCAGUUAACUAAGGAUGCUGUUUUAGCAAGAGACAAAUACAAGGAGGCUGUUGUAAAAGGCAAAGAGACUGAGAAAGCCCGUGAGCGUUACGACAAAGCCACCAUGAAGUUGCAUAACCUGCACAACCAGUAUGUGCUAGCGGUGAAAAGCGCACAGCUACAUCAGGAGCACUAUCAUGAGACUGCACUGCCUCUGCUGUUGGACUCCCUGCAGAAGAUGCAGGAGGAGAUGGUCAAUGCACUUAAGGGGAUUCUGGAGGAGUACAGUGAAAUCACCAGCCUCUUAACAGACGAAAUAGUGAAGGUCCACAAAGAAAUACACACUUCCAUCGACCAAAUCGAUCCGCUGUCGGAGUAUGACAACUUCAUCGAAGUUUAUAAAUCACCAGAAACCAAAGAACCAAAUGUAGAAUUUGAUGCAACGCUAUUAGAAGAAACAGAGAAUCUUCAAGCAAAUGAGAUUCUGUGGAAUAAUUUGACAGCAGAAAAUUUACAAGCAAUGCUGAAGUCCACCACAGAGGAUCUGCUCCUAACACAGCAGAGUCUGCGCAGCAAAGAGGAGCUCAUGCUGGACUUGGAGAACAAAAUAGAGGAAUCUACCAAAUCAUAUGAGAAGAAAUCAGAUGUGGUGUUGUUAAUCAGUCAGAAGCAGUCUCUGGAGGAGUUGAGACAGACGGUCCAGCUGCUGUGCUGUUCGGAGGCCAAACUAAUGGCACAGAGAGAACUACUAGAACAGAAGAUGCAAGAGAAUGAGGGCAAAGAACCACCGCCUGUCGUCAAUUACGAAGAGGACGCCCGUUCUGUCAACUCAAUGGAUAAAAGCAAAGACAAGGUAUCGAAGUUUGACACCCUCAGACACUCCAUCGCGGGAAUCAUCCGCUCGCCCAAGUCUGUACUGGGCUCGUCAUCAUUUUUUGAUGUGAUACCCACUAGUGAAAAACCGCUGGGUGAGCAAGAGUGGUAUCACGGUGCCAUUCCCAGGACAGAGGCGCAGGAGCUGCUGAAGCAGCAGGGAGACUUCCUGGUGCGCGAGAGCCACGGCAAACCUGGAGAAUAUGUGCUGUCUGUAUUCUCAGAUGGACAACGGAGACAUUUCAUCAUUCAAUUUGCUGAUAAUCAGUACAGAUUUGAAGGCACUGGCUUUCCCACCAUCCCACAGCUCAUAGAGCAUCAUUACACAACUAAACAAGUCAUCACCAAGAAAUCUGGGGUUGUGCUCCUGAACCCUGUCAUAAAGGAUAAGAAAUGGAUUCUCAAUCAUGAAGAUGUCAUUCCUGGAGAACUCCUUGGGAAAGGAAAUUUUGGUGAGGUUUUUAGAGGAACACUGCGAGAUAAAACCCCGGUGGCUGUGAAAACUUGUAAGGAAGAUCUACCACAAGACCUCAAGAUAAAGUUUCUCUCAGAAGCCAGGAUCCUGAAGCAGUAUGAUCACCCCAACAUUGUGAAGUUAAUAGGCGUCUGUACCCAACGGCAGCCCAUUUACAUAGUAAUGGAGCUCGUACCAGGCGGGGACUUUUUAUCAUUCUUAAGAAAGAAAAAAGAGGACCUCAAGACAAAGCAACUGGUAAAGUUUGCAUUAGACGCUGCUGCUGGAAUGGCAUACCUGGAGCUAAAGAACUGUAUACACAGAGAUCUGGCUGCUCGCAACUGCCUUGUGGGAGAGAACAAUGUGCUGAAGAUCAGUGAUUUUGGGAUGUCCCGCCAGGAGGACAAUGGCAUCUACUCCUCAUCAGGACUGAAACAGAUCCCAAUCAAGUGGACUGCACCAGAAGCACUGAACUAUGGGAGAUACAGCUCAGAGAGUGACGUGUGGAGUUAUGGGAUCCUUCUGUGGGAAACAUUCAGUCUAGGAGUAUGUCCUUAUCCAGGCAUGACCAACCAGCAAGCUCGAGAACAGGUUGAAAAAGGUUACAGAAUGUCCUGCCCGCAGAAGUGUCCAGACGAGGUGUACAGGAUCAUGCAGAGAUGUUGGGAGUACAAGCCUGAGAAUCGACCCAAAUUUGUCGACAUUCAGAAAGAACUGGCGGCUGUUAAGAAAAAAUAGCCUUUAAUGAGGAAAUGGCUGGAAGGCCGUACUCAUACUUCACAUCCAGGUGAUCCCUAAUCUGCAGAGAGAAACACAACGAAUGUUUCGCCCUCGAAAUUACAUGCUAUUAUUGUACUAAAGAGUACUCCGUCACAUAAUCACUGUGUGAACUGCCUAUGCACCAGCUGUUUUGAGCCAUUAGCAUGGAGAGAGGUCUCAGCUUUGCUCUGAUGUCAAAAUUAUGCAGAUUUUCCCUUUUUUUUUUUUUUUUUUUCAUUGUAACUGAGCAACAGUUAAGCUACGACAGACAGAACGUAAGAUGUAUUAGGUGUAUUCAGUAUGCCAUUGAGUAUUCCUAUGUACACACCAGUGAAACAAGGGGGUGGUUCACCCAAAAAUUUAAUUUGGUCAUCAUUUGCUCACCCUUACGUCAUUCCAAACCAGCAUGACCUUUUUUUCUUCUGUGAAACACAAAAACAGUGUUUUUGUCCAAUUAGUGUCUUAAUUUACUUUUGUUAUAUGGACAAAACAGUUGAAACUUUCUUCAAAAUAUCUUCUUUUGUGUUCCACAGAGGAAAGAAAAAGCUAGGAAUUACAUGAGGGUGAGCAAAUGAUGACAGAAUUUCAUUUUCGGGGAGGUACCCCUUUACAAUAUGGAGAUGAAUGUGUGAAAUGGACUGUUUGUCCACCCAAUAACACAAUAUCGCUUUUUUUUUUUUUUUUAAAUCCUAAAACUGAACGGUUCUGGGAGUUUUAUAGUCAAGCCAUUUUAUGUCAUUUUUAUGUUACUGGAGUCACAAGACCUUUUGUGGAAAAAAACAUACAGAUGUUUGUCAGUCACACAAAAUAACAUAAUAUGUCACAUCCUUAAGACUUUCAUCGAGUGACAUUCCAGGGUUUCAGCACUCAUCAAGCAAUGAGACCAAAUGCAUAGAUUUACCUAAGUGCAAUUUAUGAUCACAAAAAUAGUAUACUACAGUCAGGUGGCCUUAAUGUAAAACUGAGCAAUUCUGCCAGGCUGCUUGAGACCAUUUGAAUGACAUGGACACUGCAUCAAUCUACAGUUUACAGCCUUCAGAUUUCUUCCAGAUCUCCAAAUACUUCAACCUCUCACCUCUUCAUGUUUAAAGCGAUAGUUCAGACUUUAAGGAAAAAAAAGGUCAGCUGUCAUUAUUUACUCACCUUCAUGCCUUUGCAAUGCUUUAUGAUUUUCAUUUCUUCCGUAGCAAACGAAAGAAGAAAUUUACUAUGUUCAUACUGCUCUUUUCCAUACUUUAAAAGAAAAUGGUGAGCCCUUAAGCUUCAAAAAGCACCAGAAAUGUAUCGUAGUAGUGCUGUAUAUAAUUCUUUCAGUAUAUUUGAAAUCUUCUGAGGACACAAGUUGCUGUUCACUGAAAAUCUUUCGCUUCAUUGUAGCUCUCACUUCUUGUUUAUGGUUUGUACAUAUUUAGUUAUGUGCGACAAAAUAUUUAAUCCAAGUGAUGCCAAAAUGCUGUUUUCACGUUACAAGCAAAUAUGAUGCAACAAGUUUAAAGGGAUAGUUCACCCAAAUAUUAAAAUUGUCACUUACUCACGUCAUUCCAAACCUGUAAGACCUUUGUUAGCUUCAGAACACAAAUUAAGAUAUUUUUGAUGAAAUCUGAGAGCUUUCUGACCCUGCAUAGACAGUAACAUAACUGACACAUUCAAGGCCUAGAAAGGUAGUAAGGAUAUCUUAAAAGGAGUAGUUCACUUCCAGAACAAAAAUUUACAGAUAAUGUACUCACCCCGUUGUCAUCUAAGAUGUUCAUGUCUUUCUUUCUUCAGUCGUGAAGAAAUUGUUUUUUGAGGAAAACAUUUCAGGAUUUUUCUCCAUAUAUUGGACCAUAUUUGAACUUCCAAAAUGCAUUUUAAAUGCAGCUUCAAAGGGCUCUAAAAUGGUCGCAGCCGAGGAAUAAGAGUCUUGUCUAGCGAAAUGAUCGGCCAUUUUCUAAAAAAAACAUGAAAUUUAUAUACUUUUUAACCUCAAAUGCUCAUCUUGUCUAGCUCUGUGAUGCGCAUGCGUACUCUGUGUCAAUACGGUUAGGGUAGGUCAAAAAACUCCCAUCUCAUUUUCUUCUCCAACUUUUAAAAUCGCCCUACAUCACUGCAGAAGUACCGACCUAGUUUUUACAAAGUGAACAUGGAAAGGUCAAACGCCAAAAAAAGUUAAAACAGCGAUGUAGGACGAUUUUGAAGGUGGAGGAGAAAAUGAGAUGGGAAUGUUUCAACAUACCCUAACUGUCUUGAAAGGGACUGCACAGGGUAGAGCUAGAAAAGACGAUUACAGAAGAGCAUUUGAGGUUUAAAAAUAUAUGCAUUUUUUUUCUUUAGAAAAUGACCGUUUUCUAGAUGAGACCCUUAUUCCUCAGCUGGGAUCGUUUAGAGUCCUUUGAAGCUGCAUUUAAAAUGCAUUUUGGAAAGUUCAAACUCGCAGACACCGUAGAAGUCCACUAUAUGGAGAUAAUUCCUGAAAUGUUAUCCUCAAAAAAACAAUUUCUUAACUGUUAAAGAAAAAGAAAGACAUGAACAUCUUGGAUGACAACAGGGUACAUUAUCUGGACAUUUUUGUCUGGAAGUAAAUUACGCUUUUAAAAUAGUCCAUGUGACAUCAGUUGUGUUGGAUUUCAUCAAAAAUAUCUUAAUUUGUGUUCUGAAGAUGAACAAAAGUCUUACGGGUUUGGAACUAAUGACAGAAUUUUCAUUUUUGGGUGAAGUAACUCUUUAAAUAUGUGUAAGCACCAAUGAGGGAAUGAUUUUCAGUGAAUAACAACCUAAAUUUUAGUUCAUUCUGUCACGCAAAGCUACACAGAAAGUUGGGUUCAGACUACUUUUCGGAUACUUUCAUGGUACUUUUUUUGCAGCUUGACAGUCCCGGUUCUCGAGAACUUUCAUUGUAUGGAAAAGAGCAGCUUGUCUUCAAAACACCUUCUUGGAACAAAGAAAAUCAUAUUUUGAACAGAUGACUAGAUAAUGACAGAGUUUUUCAGUGAACUAUUUCUUUGCAUUUACAAUGUUGCCAUGUAGCAUAUUAGACGACACCAAAAGCUCUUUCCAAAACUGACUGUGUUUUGUCCUGUUGGGGGAUUUUAUUUUUUUGUUUUUGGUAGCCAACAACCAAAGCCAGUCACAAGCAUGUUUAUUUGUAUCUAUGCCAUUGUCUUGAAUUGUGAUGUUCUUAUUCUUGUGCUGUUUGUGCUAUUUUACCAUCAGGUUUUCUCAUGCAAACAACCCUUGAGUCCUAAUAGAUGCAUUUACAGUACCUACAUGAGUAUUACAGGUUUGGUUAGACAAUGAUGUUUUGUAUUAAGACUAUCCCAGGAUGUUUCCUACCAUUUUUGUCAUGUGCCAUUUUUUUUUUUCCUUCAUACUUAUGUACUCAAGCUCCACAGGAGAAUCUGUGCGGGCCGUACUAGCAGCAACUUGUUCCCGAGUCACAUAAAUUUGUCGUUCCAUUUCCACAAAAAUGGAAUAGUGGUUUCUUCAAGGUUUACUCUAUAAAAGCAUUCCUUUUGUAUUUUGUAAAUACUUUUUUUUGUAGAUUCAGUAAUGUAAUUUUGUAGGUGUUUGUUGUUUUUUCACUGCAAAACUAAUGAUAUUAGAAUGUGGAUGUCUGUCAGGAAUAUGUGUCAACUUUCAGCUGUAAUAGUAGUGAUGAAGACCCAGAAUCAGUACUGCUCUAAUAUUUGCACAUUUGGAAUAUGUAAAGAGGGUCCCAUAGCAUUGACUGGGCUUCUUUCUAGAUCUUUUGCAAGAUCUUUUUUUUUUUUUUUUUUUCCUCGUCACAUUGUUGCCAUCACUAACAUAGCCAAAAGUCAAUGGAGUUUGACAUGCAAUAAAAUGCAUGUGCCAAUCAUGCACAACUGGUGACAAUUUACACAUAGAGCUACUGUAUAAUACAGUUUGGAUUCGUAUCCUUGCAUGAUUCACCAGUGGGUUCAGAUAAAUUUAUUAUAAGUUAAGAAGCUGAACUUAGAUUGAUUAAACUACUGGUGAGAGCCUUUUUUUUUUUUUUUUUUUUUUGCCUUUUUUAACGUCAAAGCAAUUAUCCCUAUAGUGUGUUGUUUGAAAUACUGUAAUAUUAUUCUAGCAUUUUAAUCUUGCUUUUUUUUGUACCGUUCACUAUAAUUCCUACUGUCAGUGUAUUAAAGCAAACGCCAGUAUUGUGUCUCACAUUAUAAAUUUGUGUUAUUCAGAGAUGUAAGAUUCCCUUUCCCAUGUCUGACUUGCACAUAGUGUUCAUGUAAACUUCCAUCAGAAAAAUGGCUUGUGUUUAAGCAGGGAUACUCUAAUAAAUCAUUCAUAACUUGAGCGCAUUUUUAAAGUACUUAACAAUAGAAGUAGUUUCUGUUGUCAUUCAGAUUGGCAAUUCUUCCUUCCCUGUGCUGGACUAUUUAUUCUGUGAUGGAAACAUUUUAUGUAUUGAUUGCACUUUUGGCCUUUUUAUGCUUUAAAAUGAUCCCCUAAUAUAAAAUGAAAUGAUCAAAACCGUCUUGAAUUGAUCUAUGAACAAACAUAGCAAAAGCAACACUGGACGUUUAGUUUUCAAACUAAUGCUUUUAGAGUUUUUUUUCACCCCUGCCAGCUGAAAGAGGAAAUAUGAAAAGAUAAAUGGUUGACAUUUAGACGGUUGAUUCCUUGUUUUCCAUGUAGUUUUCUUUCAUCUGUCUCUGUUUGCUCGUAACACCUCUCUGAUGGACAUUCAACUAUAACAAUGUCUGCUCAUUGUUUAUAUUGUACACUUGCAAUAAAAAUUUGGAGUCUUUGA
Labeo rohita (rohu) is the source of this 7483-nucleotide messenger RNA. RefSeq names its product fer (fps/fes related) tyrosine kinase (gene fer). Gene Ontology annotation, molecular function: ATP binding; non-membrane spanning protein tyrosine kinase activity. The transcript is spliced from 19 exons. Gene Ontology annotation, biological process: peptidyl-tyrosine phosphorylation; cell adhesion; chemotaxis. NCBI's taxonomy places the organism in Eukaryota, Metazoa, Chordata, Actinopteri, Cypriniformes, Cyprinidae. The record is from RefSeq and is a predicted model, not a curated record. Bases 247 to 2715 code for a protein of 822 amino acids.